AUGGCAAAAAACAUUGGGAAAAAGAAAAGAUCUACACCAGAAAAUAUAAACAUGAAUGUUACUUUUUCAAUGUUUUCUGAAGAAUGUAAGCGGCGUAAAAUGACUACGGGAAUGAUACUAAAUUACAGUGGAAAUCAUCAGUUCACAUUAAAUGAUUUUAGUGUGUUUAAUUUAAUGCUGCUAUUUGUAAACCAAGAAGUUGAUCAUUACUAUGAAAAAUUUAAUUUAUAUUCACAAGAAAUUAUCACUUCAGAUGUAAUAGUUAAGAUUGCUGAAGAAACAAAAGAACAAGCAAAUUCAAAACACUGGCAUUCCAUGAGACAAGGAAGAGUGACUGGUUCAAGAAUAUAUGAGUACAUACAUUGUAAAACCCAAAAUGGUGCUUUAGUGCAAAGCAUUCUUGGUGGAUACAAGGUGCCAGAGACUUUAGCUAUAAGAAGAGGUAAGCUACUAGAAAAAGAAGUACUGAAAGAAUUAGAAAAAGAUCUUAGUUAU
Brenthis ino (lesser marbled fritillary) is the source of this 495-nucleotide messenger RNA. The record is from the annotation of a GenBank genome assembly. NCBI's taxonomy places the organism in Eukaryota, Metazoa, Arthropoda, Insecta, Lepidoptera, Nymphalidae.